This is a messenger RNA of Oryza brachyantha (malo sina), 732 nucleotides long. RefSeq names its product SKP1-like protein 5. Gene Ontology annotation, molecular function: cullin family protein binding. Bases 52 to 606 code for a protein of 184 amino acids. The transcript has a single exon. Gene Ontology annotation, biological process: SCF-dependent proteasomal ubiquitin-dependent protein catabolic process. The record is from RefSeq and is a predicted model, not a curated record. Lineage: Eukaryota; Viridiplantae; Streptophyta; Magnoliopsida; Poales; Poaceae. Gene Ontology annotation, cellular component: nucleus; cytoplasm.
GUGAAGCCCUCGUAUCGGAGGCGGCUUAAUUUCGACGAGCACAAGCCAUCAAUGGCAGCAGCCGGCGACAGCAACGACGGCGACGCCGGCAAGAUGCUGCUGCUCAUCAGCUCGGACGGCGAGCACUUCCAGGUAUCGGAGGCGGCGGCCAGCCUCUCGAAGACGCUAGGCCACAUGAUUGAGGACGACUGCACCGCCAACGGGAUCCCUCUCCCCAACGUCACCGCCAGCAUCCUCGCCAAGGUCCUCGAGUACUGCAACCGCCACGCCACCGCCGACGACGCCGCCGCCGCCAGCUCGGAGGCCCCGGCGGCCGCGGCCGCCGCUGACAAGGCCGCUGCAGCCAAAGCUAGCAGGGAGGAGGAGCUCCGGAGGUUCGACGCUGAGUUCAUGGACGUCAACCAAGCCAUCAUGUUUGAUCUAAUCAUGGCCGCGAACUUCUUGAAUAUCCAGUGUUUGCUGGAUUUGGCCUGCGACCAUGCGGCGGAAUUCAUCAAGGACAUGAUGCCGGAGCAGGUCCGGGAGCUGUUCGGCAUCGAGAACGACUUGACGCCGGAGGAGGAAGCGGCGAUCCGCAGCGAGAACGCCUGGGCAUACGAGAUCUAGUGGUGAAGAUAAUCUCCCUAGUUGCAAAUAAACCAGAACUUGACUCGUGCUGCGUUCACGGGGAGUUCGUCUGGUAGAUAGUCGCUAAUCAUUUUUUUUUUCAAUUUGUUCAGUUAAAGUCUUACA